AUGCCAGGAAAAUUAACACUUACAUGUGAGUCCGGGGACCAGAGAAGGUGGCCUUUGGAGAGGAUUGAGGUGACCAAGGUGUGUACCUUCACAUUGCUGGUCCACUACCAGGAGGUGCCCAUCUGGGAUGGAGAAUGCGAGGCUGUGGACGGAGGGAGAUGGAUGAGCGGGAGUUCCGUUCGUGUCCCUGCUUUGUAUCUCAAAUGGGGCUUUUCUGCUGCUCUACUUGCAGCCAUUGUUGGAAUAUACCUGUUACCAUCUCCAAUAGACCCAGAACCAUUCAUGUUUGAUAAACCUCCUCAUUUGGUGGGACCAUUGGCUGUCAACAGAAGGAUCCAUGAAGGAACAAGGCUCUUCUAUGGACAACUGAAGGGUCCAGAAUCAUUUACUAGUGAUCAUGAAGGCAACCUUUACACUGGCACGGUGGAUGGAAAGUUGUGGCGGAUUCAUGGAGAACACUUACAACUCGUAACCCAAAUGGGGAAGAAUGUGUCAGGGUGUGGUGAGUCACCAAAUCAACUUCUUUGUCUUAAACAUACUCUGUUGCAUAACAAACAAAG
This is a messenger RNA of Nanorana parkeri, 560 nucleotides long. Its product is annotated as adipocyte plasma membrane-associated protein-like. The transcript has 4 exons. The record is from RefSeq and is a predicted model, not a curated record. The annotation marks the transcript as partial. Lineage: Eukaryota; Metazoa; Chordata; Amphibia; Anura; Dicroglossidae.